GCUCCCGGCUUACGUAAGAAGCGAGUCCGGCCGCGCUGGUGGCCGGGUAGAGACGGCGCCGCCCAGGGAGAUCCUGGCUAAGUCUGGCCGCGCUCCUUUCCGCCGAGGGGUGGCAGGCGAAUCCCCGCUUGCGGAGGGUGCCGAGGCAGGGGCUGUCGGGCAAAGUGCGCGCGGGCUGCCGUCCAGGCCACCCUUUCCCCGCCAAAGCCAUGGCUUCCAAACUCCUGCGCGCGGUCAUCCUCGGGCCGCCCGGCUCGGGUAAGGGCACCGUAUGCCAGAGGAUCGCCGAGAACUUUGGCCUCCAGCAUCUCUCCAGCGGCCACUUCUUGCGGGAGAACCUCAAGGCCAGCACGGAAGUCGGUGACACAGCAAAGCAGUACCUAGAAAAAGGUCUUUUGGUUCCAGAUCAUGUGAUCACACGCCUAAUGGUGUCAGAACUGGAGACCCGGAGCUCCGAACACUGGCUGCUAGACGGGUUCCCGAGGACAUUAGUACAGGCAGAAGCCUUGGACAGAAUCUGCGAUGUGGACCUUGUGGUCAGUUUGAAUAUUCCUUUUGAGACACUUAAGGAUCGUCUGAGCCGACGAUGGGUCCACCCUUCUAGUGGGAGAGUCUAUAACCUGGACUUCAACCCGCCUCAGGUGCAGGGGGUUGAUGACGUUACGGGUGAGCCACUUGUCCAACAGGAAGACGACAAACCUGAAGCAGUUGCUGCCAGGCUACGGCGAUACAAGGAUGCGGCGAAACCAGUCAUCGAACUGUACAAGAGCCGUGGAGUGCUCCACCAGUUUUCUGGGACGGAGACUAACAAAAUAUGGCCUUAUGUUUACACGCUUUUCUCAAACAAGAUCGCACCUAUUCGAUCCAAAGAAGCAUACUGAGCCUGCCAUCGGAAGAACCAAGAAGACAUGGUCGUUCACUCAAUCAUGCGUGUAGUCCUGGUGCCCUGGCCAAAUUAGGAGCUGGCUGAGAUAGCGUGCAGCAUCUUUUCUAGUUUAAGUGAUGAAGUCAUGAGGCAAAUCUAGUGGGUAGAAAGAAUUCAUGGAGAAGGAACCCUCCCGCCUUUGAAAAGAAGGUGUAGCUCUGCAGGUGCAUCCCGCCCUUCACGGGAAAGUGAGUACAGUCUGGAUUUCCACCAGUGUUGAGCCCACACUAGAUGGCUGACAGCCACGUGCUGCUCUCAUAGCCUCUGCAUGCGAUGGUGCAGGAAUCUCUGGUUCCUGCCACCUUCCACAGGCUGUUGAACCACAGCACUGUCAGCCUGAGAACUUGAAGAAGGACUGUGGUCCCAGCUUGUCCUCUGCCAUCAUACCCUCGUGAUGACAAUUGAAUAGAUGCUGACUGCGCUCAGUGACUGAUUCUCCACAGUGACUGUUUCUCCCUCCAAUCUUAGACACCCUCGUUUCUGCUGACUGUGUCUUCUCUCGUCUGCUUGCUCCCUCCUCCAUAGGCGAUUCAGUAACAGGAUAGUUUCUGCCUUUAUCCCUCUAACUUCCUCUUUCUACAAACAGAACCAGGGGACUGGAUUCAGUCCCUUCAUCCUGGGAUCUGAGCCAGGCAGAAAGCUUACUUGGUUAAACAGCUUCUCUGACUGUCUUGAACCUACUCUGUACCUUUUAUUGUUUAAAAAAAAAAAAAUUUCCCAAAGUCUUUGGGGAAUUCUCAAAAACAAGGGAAAUGCUCACUUAAGGAAAUGUGGGAUAAUCAUAUCUUCUGCAUAGAUGUAGUAAUCGUAUAGAAAUCACUGGACUAAUGAGAUGGUUUAGGCUUCUUUAGUCAAGGCAAGAUGAAUAUUGAACAUGCUGCUAAAUAUUAAUGCUGACAGUGUGUUUCUUCUGUGAGUGAUCCAAGCAGAUGGUAAGAAGUCAGCAAAGGGAACAAGCCUGUGGGCUUGGAGCGUCUUGCACUAGAUGUACGUUGCGCCUGCACUGAGAAAGACAGCUUUACCAUUAUGGGAACGCAGAGUCUUUUUGUUUUCUUCCGAUUCCAAAGAUGCAGUCUAUAGGUGGCCGUAAAGUCCAGAAAUGAAGAUGCUAAUAUUUUGUCAAUCAUCAUGUCAAUAAAGCAUUUGUUAAAAGACUUCCCCGGUUUCCAGACUUGUUGGCCACCUUGUAUAUAAUUCUUACUCUUCUUUUGGGAAGAAUGAGGAAAUUUCUUCCCGCUGCCUUAAAAAGGUGUCCUGCACCCGCCUGUCCCCAGGGAGCAUCCUUUAUUACUGGUGAUGUAGUGUGACAUCUAGUCUGUGUGGGGGCCGGGUGUGGUGCGGACUUAGCACUUUAGUGGUAUUGAAACAUUACAUUCUGAAGGCGUCCUGUGAAUCCGCAGUCCAGUCACUGCCGUCCGCAUAUUCUGUGUGCUCGUGAGCGUCUUCCUCGCUGUACCGCCUGGACUCCUGUGGUCCUUCUCAGUUGUCCUGCCAUGUGCACGUUCUUUGUCUGCCUUAGUGGCAAUGCAGACCAGCAUCCCUCAUGCUCUCCACACAGAGAAGUCGGGUUGUUAACUAGGUAAGCUUCUGAAGUGCAGGUGCUGCCUGGCCCAGGUCUGUGACCAUCCAGACAUUGUCACAUUGAUGCUGGGCACUUUGGAAGCUUGCACUUGGUUGUUGUCACUUGGUAGGGGUCAGGAGAAACAUUUUUUUCUUUGCGUUUCAAGCUCAAUAGACUAUGGUAGCCACCACGGGGACACUAGGGGUCAGGAGUGUCUGUCUUCUGGUGAGACCAGCAAGAAGGGGCAGAAACCCAUCUUUUCCAAGGUCUGCUGAUUCUCAUAUCCAUUGACCUAAAAAAAACCUGGUUUUCUGUACCAGGCUCGCCUGUUCUUUUGCAGAAAGAGCGUUCAUACUGAAACUGUCUUGCAAAGGUGGAGGGAAAGGGGCAUCUUCUCCUUCCUAUGCCACGCAUGCCUUGGCUUCAGUGGGGGUGGCUUCUGAGACUCCAGUCUGACUUGAAUCACAGACUCCGCCUGGCUCUUCAGUUUGCUCCCCACAAUCAAUCCUCUUGCUUAGAGCUUGGUAAACCCUGCAUGCUCAUUCCUUCAGUAUUUUAAACAAAAAGGUGCUAUGAAGGAGGCCUUCUGAGUGGACUGUGCACUCGCAGGACCUCUAUAAGCAUCUUGGCCAAUCUUCCCAGCAUCCCAUGAGGUGGACGCAGACAAGGAGUCCAGGUUAUGAAAUCUUGCCCAGGGUCUUGAUACAAGUAAACAGUGCAGCUAUGACUCAGUUCCAGGUUUUCCUGCUUCAGAAACCACAGCCUGGUGAGGUCUGCUUGUGGGCUCAGGAAGGGUGGCAGACAUCAUUAGAGUGGCUGUGGGAGACUUGCUUUACCCUCUUUGCUUAAGCAAAGGAAGUUGCUAGAAGGGUCCUCUAAAUACAAGGCACCGAGGCAGGCUGGAUUCAGACCCAGGCGGAUUGGCCUCUGUUCCAGGUGUCAGGAAGCCAUGAAGCCAUAUGAAGAAAGCUUGCACCUAUUAAACCAUGAAAGUCAGCCAUAAAUGCCGCUCCUUAUUUCCGGUGUGGCGCACUGCACAGUUCUUGCCAGAAUGAAUGCCAUCACCUCUGCCUCAGGGCACACCUUGGUUUGAGCAUUCAGUAUGUAGCUGGGUGUGAAGGGGAGAGGCUGAGCCACUGCCCAGAUGGCAAAGGUUCACAUGUGACAUUCAUAGAGUCUAGUGACAGACAACUAUAGGAAGUCAACAAAAAGUUCUUGUUUUUAAAAUCCUUGAAAGGAUCAUCACCUCUCUGGGACUGGGGAACAGGGAAGAAAAUGGACAACUUGGUCUUUGUGGAAGCUACAAGCAAUGUUAGAGCUCCGGGCUCUUUUCUAGUUUUAUGAGAGUUUGUACUACUGAAUUUUAUUUUUGUUUCUGAGAUGAAUAGAUUUCUGGGGGGAAAUAUGUUGAACUCUGAUGGCAUUUCACUGUGACCCCCCGAAGUUCAAGGCAGUCUUCUAACCCAGUACCACCUGUCUGUCUUUGGUUCACUGGCCUGUAAAAAAUGGCGGCUUAAGUUUCCCAGGAGCCGACAGGCCAGCUUCUCUUCAAUGUGAUAAUUGGUGUUCUUGAUUUUGGCAUAUAUGCUUAAUUCAGAGUAUCUGGGUGUGUUCUGUAUAUGCUAUCCUAACUAUUCAUUGUAUUAAUUGAUUUUUCUGUUAUCUUGCUUGAAGAUUGAUUUGUAUUCGAUUUGAUAGAAAUAAACAUUUUUCUGCUUAA
This is a messenger RNA of Peromyscus maniculatus bairdii (prairie deer mouse), 4206 nucleotides long. RefSeq names its product adenylate kinase 4 (gene Ak4). The record is from RefSeq and is a predicted model, not a curated record. Gene Ontology annotation, molecular function: ATP binding; AMP kinase activity. Gene Ontology annotation, cellular component: mitochondrion. Gene Ontology annotation, biological process: nucleobase-containing compound metabolic process. Lineage: Eukaryota; Metazoa; Chordata; Mammalia; Rodentia; Cricetidae.